UCCUCUCCCCGGCCCGCGGCUAUCUCUCCUUGUCUUGCAAAAGGGAUUUACAUACCCCAUAUCUAGGCUCCAAUUUUUUUUUUGCUUAUGGUUAUUUUAGUUUCUUUUUUGUUUGAAGUUAUCAUUUAUGAAGAAAAUUUCUGCCGUAGUCCGAAAUACAAUGCUGCUGGAACAUCCUGGACCUACAAGCUGCCCGAAAUCGACAGAGCGCCCACGGUUUAACGGCGGUGCAGAUAUUCCACUGUGUGCCGGCUGCAAUCAACAUAUCGUGGACAGAUUUAUUCUGAAGGUCCUGGACCGUCACUGGCACAGCAAGUGUUUAAAAUGCGGCGACUGCCAGAAGCAACUGACGGAGAAAUGCUUCAGCCGAGGGGAUAGCGUUUACUGCAAGGAGGAUUUCUUCAAGAGAUUUGGAAGGAAAUGUGCUGCUUGUCAGCAGGGAAUCCCUCCUACCCAGGUGGUUCGGAGGGCGCAGGAUUUUGUCUAUCAUCUGCAGUGUUUUGCUUGCAUCAUUUGCAAACGCCAACUUGCUACCGGCGAUGAGUUUUACCUCAUGGAGGACAGCAGACUGGUCUGUAAGGGAGACUAUGAAGUGGCAAAGCAAAGAGAAGCAGAAACCAAUGCCAAGAGGCCCCGAACCACAAUCACUGCCAAGCAGCUGGAAACUUUGAAGAAUGCUUAUAACAAUUCCCCCAAACCAGCUCGCCACGUGCGAGAACAGCUUUCAUCUGAGACCGGGUUGGACAUGCGUGUGGUCCAGGUUUGGUUUCAGAAUCGCCGAGCAAAGGAGAAACGAUUGAAAAAAGAUGCUGGGAGACAGAGAUGGGGCCAAUAUUUCAGGAACAUCAAACGAUCCAGAGCAAGCUCCAAAUCAGACAAGGACAGCACCCAGGAUGAUGGGGUAGCCAGUGAUGCCGAAGUGUCCUUCACAGAUGAUCAUUCGAUGCCCGAUAUGGGACAUCCGAACGGCAUGUACAAAAGCAUGAACGACACCUCUCCGGGUCUGGGUAGACAGACAGCAAGCAACGGGGGCUUCUCUAUUGAUGGAAUGCUCUCCCACGACCUGCGGUCCAACAGUCCUUACGGCCUCCCCCGGUCACCGGCUUCUUUGCAAGCCAUGCCGUCCCACCCUCCCCUCAUGUCCGGCCUCGUGUACCAGGACACGGGCUUGGGGAUCCUGGCGCAAGGAGGGGGACAAGGUAUGAGCCAGUCUAUGCGCGUCUUGGGAGGAAACGGACCCAGUUCGGAUCUGUCGACGGACAGCAGCGGCGGGUAUCCUGACUUCCCGGCCAGUCCCGCCUCCUGGUUGGAUGAGGUGGAACACGCACAGUUUUAACACAUGCCCCGUCCUCCCCUUCUCUCUCUCUCUCACACACACACACACACACAUAUAGUCUCUCCCUACACACGUUUCCAAAUGAGUUCGUAUUCUUCCCGCGGGCGUAGAUGCCACAAUUGAGCAGCGUUUUGUAGCGUCUUCAGCUGGGAAUUGCGUUAGAACCUGUAGCAACGAUUUAAAAACAAAGGAACUUUCAGCACAUGAAGAACCACGGACCCGUUGUAACUUUCAGCCCUCGUUCGCUUCUGUUCUUCGCCGAAAAAUGUACGCGGACUCCGUGCGACAACAGGUUGGACUCUUUCGCAGAACUUUAACCAGGCGCUGGAAGUGCGCGACGAGCUUUCAGCAGACUCGGCAACAUCUGCGGGGACGCAGGGAACAGAAAGUUCAGGACGAUGACCUUUCUUGGAAACACGCGUUCAUGACUAUUUUGCUAUUUAAGUUGCCAAGCCACACGCAUUGAGCAGGAGGUGUAUUUCCUGAAGCCGUGUGUGUGUGUGUGUGUGUGUGUGUGCGUUUAUAUGUGUGUGUCAGUCUCAUGGUCCUUAUUGUGAUCCACGUACACACAUCAAAACAUCGCAGUGUUCGGAUUCUUGACACUAAUUAUACGAAUGAAUGUGAUUAUUUAAGAACAGAGCAGUGCCGUGUAUUAGGAUACUCUCUGAAUGUUAAAACGCCUGAUAUAGUCCAUAACCUGUCGUUUAAUUUUCACUUUUUUUUAGUAGCAUGGAAGUUACUGUUUGGCGUGCUACCAUUGGCAGGUGAUAGUUAAUAUCCCAGGAAACAAUUUGGGAAACUUGGACUGUGGAGUUUCCUCACCUUGCAACAAGCGACUUCACCGCAAAGUGCGCCAGAAGUUUAGAGGCUGUGAGCGGCGCUAUAUAAAUGCAAGUUUCUUUUUAGAAAAAAAUGAAAUUAAGAUAAAUCAAUGCCUGGGUCGGUGGAGUGCCGUACAAACGUGUUAUAAAGUGGCCAACAGUAAUUUCUAAGCUUGUAUUCUGUUAACUAUUUGUCUUUUUUUGGAGUGGGUUUCUUUAACAGUUGCAGUUUGCAAUGUUUGUUUGUUGCCAAAUAUCUACUCCCCCUCCCUGGCGGGGAGGGAAACGUGUAAGAGUGUAUUUUAUAUUGUGGAUACAGGGAAGCGGUUCUCUUUUGUGGUAUUUUUUAGGAUCGGAAAUAGUGGUGCGAUUUUAGAGAAAAAAAAUUUAAAAUGCAAAAAAAGGACUCAUUUCUUGUUUUGAAUCUUGCUACAUCAUUUUCUGAGUUUCGGUGUUGUUGCUACAGCAUUUUGUCAGCAAAAGCUAGAAUGUGUAAGGUGUUUUACAUGGUACAAAUUGGGUAUGGAAGUUAUUAUAGGUCCCGCGUAAAUGUUUUACUGUCUUUUAUUUAAUCUUUCUGAAUGACGAAUACGACAAAUCUUUAAUAAA
Stegostoma tigrinum is the source of this 2766-nucleotide messenger RNA. It is a transcript of the gene lhx3, whose product is annotated as LIM homeobox 3. Gene Ontology annotation, molecular function: RNA polymerase II transcription regulatory region sequence-specific DNA binding; DNA-binding transcription factor activity, RNA polymerase II-specific. The transcript has 6 exons. The coding region runs from base 128 to 1336 and encodes 402 amino acids. Gene Ontology annotation, cellular component: nucleus. The record is from RefSeq and is a predicted model, not a curated record. NCBI's taxonomy places the organism in Eukaryota, Metazoa, Chordata, Chondrichthyes, Orectolobiformes, Stegostomatidae. Gene Ontology annotation, biological process: regulation of transcription by RNA polymerase II; neuron differentiation.